Melampsora larici-populina 98AG31 is the source of this 1027-nucleotide messenger RNA. RefSeq lists its product as uncharacterized. Gene Ontology annotation, molecular function: peroxidase activity; heme binding. The coding region runs from base 83 to 1027 and encodes 314 amino acids. The transcript is spliced from 6 exons. Gene Ontology annotation, biological process: response to reactive oxygen species; hydrogen peroxide catabolic process; cellular response to oxidative stress. NCBI's taxonomy places the organism in Eukaryota, Fungi, Basidiomycota, Pucciniomycetes, Pucciniales, Melampsoraceae. The record is from RefSeq and is a predicted model, not a curated record.
AACUUAUGUCCAUUCAUCUCGGAUUUAACAAACAAAACAAUCACAGCCAUCUAUAACUCAUCUUGUGCUUCAUAUACUCAUUAUGCCUUCUGAAAAAUUUGACUACGAAGCUGUUCGUCAAUCGAUUCGAAAAAUCCUCACUCAACCAGGUUACGACAACUAUGAGGAAGGUACCAAGAACACAGCUGGGCCAAUUCUGGUUCGUUUAGCUUGGCAUGCUGCUGGUACUUAUGAUAAAGAAACCGACACUGGUGGAUCGGAUGGAGCUGGGAUGCGCUACGAGGCAGAGGGAGGAGAUCCGGCUAACGCUGGGCUUCAACAUGCCCGAGUGUUCCUCGAGCCUAUCAAAGAGGAACACCCUUGGAUCACAUAUGCUGACUUAUGGACGCUAGCAGGCGUUGUGGCAAUAGAAGCCAUGGGUGGCCCUAAAGUUCCUUGGAAAUCAGGGAGAACUGACUUUGUUGAUGAUACCAAGUGUGCCCCAAGAGGCCGUUUACCCGACGCAUCUCAAGCUCAUGAUCACCUUCGGAGCGUAUUUUAUCGAAUGGGCUUCAACGAUCAAGAGAUCGUUGCCUUAUCUGGUGCUCAUAACUUGGGUAAAUGUCACUCCGAUCGUUCCGGAUAUGAGGGACCUUGGGUCAACAACCCUACCCGAUUCAGCAACCAAUACUUCAAGUUACUCAAGAAAUUGGAGUGGAAGAAGAAAGAAUGGACAGGUCCUGAGCAGUACGUCAACUCAGACUUUGGUGAUGAGUUGAUGAUGCUUCCAACCGAUCGGGCAUUACUCGCUGAUCCAUCAUUCGCCGUAUGGGUUGACAAAUAUGCCGAUGACAGAGAUCUUUUCUUCGCAGACUUUGCCAAGGCCUUCGAUAAAUUAUUAGAACUAGGCGUUAAAAGAAAUCAACACGGUUAUGAAGCAGCUGAUAAAAAAUCUGGUGCUCCAGGUGCACCAGGUCAAACUGGACCAGAUUGUGAAGCUGAUGGAUUGGCUAAAGGUAAUGAUGCUAGAAGUGAUUCUAAACUUUAG